This is a messenger RNA of Ricinus communis (castor bean), 2503 nucleotides long. RefSeq names its product 3-oxoacyl-[acyl-carrier-protein] synthase II, chloroplastic. Gene Ontology annotation, molecular function: 3-oxoacyl-[acyl-carrier-protein] synthase activity. The transcript has 14 exons. Bases 383 to 2047 code for a protein of 554 amino acids. Gene Ontology annotation, biological process: fatty acid biosynthetic process. The record is from RefSeq and is a predicted model, not a curated record. Lineage: Eukaryota; Viridiplantae; Streptophyta; Magnoliopsida; Malpighiales; Euphorbiaceae. Gene Ontology annotation, cellular component: chloroplast stroma.
UCUCUCUCUCUCUCUCUCUCUCUCUUUUUUUUUUAAUUUUGAAAAAAGAAAAAGAAAAGAAAGAAAAAGAAAAGAAAAGCACUUGGCACUCAGCUUCUCUCAGAACAAACUGCCCAAAACUUGGCGUCUCGAAACGGCCCUCCAUUACAUAACAAAACACACACACACACACACACACACACACAGAGACAUACUCUUUCUUUUUUGAACUCUCAAAAGAUACAUAGAUGUAUACGUAGAUCGAAUGCGAGCUCUCCUUCUGCUGGUUGUUUCCUAGAUUGAUAUUUUAUUAUAUUAUAAUUUUUGUUUUUCUGUUUCUGUUGAAUCUGUUGUUGUUGUUAUAUUAUUUGGAUUUGAAAGUGUUGAUAAAGUGCUGCCGAGGAUGAUGGGCUCAGCUUCAUUAUCGUCUCCCCUGUGCACGUGGCUGGUGGCGGCGUGCAUGUCGGUCACGUGCUCAAAGGAGAACAGACACGCGUUCUUCUCUUCAUCGACACCGGGCACCACCAGCAGUCACAGUCGUACAAGAAGGAGGCCUAAAUAUAAUAGUAUCAGCACCCCUGCCUCUCAAUCUUUCUUUAAUUCUUUAUCAUCUUCUGGAUCGAGUUUUCAACAAUUAAUGUCUUCUUGCUUGGCCUUCGAGCCUUGUAGUCAUUACUACAGCUCUAAUGGCCUCUUUCCUAACACUCCUCUUCUUCCUAAGCGCCAUCCUAGACUUCAUCAUCGCCUUCCUCGUUCUGGGGAAGCAAUGGCAGUGGCUGUGCAACCUGAAAAGGAGGUUGCAACAAAUAAGAAACCUCUUAUGAAGCAAAGGAGAGUAGUUGUUACUGGGAUGGGUGUUGUUUCACCCCUUGGUCAUGAUAUAGACGUCUAUUACAAUAAUCUUCUUGACGGUUCUAGUGGUAUUAGUCAGAUUGAUUCCUUUGACUGUGCCCAAUUUCCUACGAGGAUUGCUGGAGAGAUCAAGUCUUUCUCAACUGAUGGAUGGGUUGCACCAAAACUUUCCAAGAGAAUGGAUAAAUUCAUGCUUUACAUGCUUACUGCUGGCAAAAAAGCCUUGGCAGAUGGUGGUAUUACAGAGGAUAUGAUGGAUGAAUUGGAUAAAGCUAGAUGUGGAGUUUUAAUUGGUUCUGCAAUGGGUGGCAUGAAGGUUUUCAAUGAUGCAAUUGAAGCAUUAAGGAUCUCGUAUAGGAAGAUGAAUCCUUUCUGCGUACCUUUUGCGACUACAAAUAUGGGCUCUGCCAUGCUUGCAAUGGACCUUGGUUGGAUGGGGCCAAACUAUUCAAUAUCUACUGCUUGUGCUACUAGCAAUUUUUGUAUAUUGAAUGCCGCAAACCACAUCAUUAGAGGCGAAGCUGAUAUUAUGCUUUGUGGUGGCUCAGAUGCAGCAAUUAUACCUAUUGGCUUGGGAGGUUUUGUGGCAUGCAGAGCGCUCUCACAGAGGAAUGAUGAUCCUACAAAAGCUUCACGACCUUGGGAUAUGAAUCGGGAUGGAUUUGUGAUGGGGGAAGGAGCUGGUGUUCUUCUUUUAGAAGAACUAGAACAUGCUAAGAAAAGAGGUGCAAAUAUUUAUGCGGAAUUUCUUGGAGGAAGCUUUACAUGUGAUGCUUAUCACAUGACUGAACCGCGUCCAGAUGGAGUUGGUGUCAUUCUCUGUAUAGAAAAGGCAUUAGCGCGAUCUGGUGUAUCCAAGGAGGAAGUAAACUACAUAAAUGCACAUGCUACGUCUACCCCAGCUGGAGACCUUAAAGAAUAUGAAGCUCUUAUGCGCUGUUUCAGCCAAAAUCCUGAUUUGAGAGUGAACUCUACGAAGUCUAUGAUUGGCCAUUUACUAGGAGCAGCUGGUGCUGUGGAAGCUAUAGCAACAAUACAGGCGAUACGGACAGGAUGGGUUCAUCCAAACAUCAACCUGGAAAACCCAGAAGAAGGCGUGGACACAAAGGUGCUGGUUGGCCCAAAGAAGGAGAGAUUGGACAUUAAGGUUGCUCUGUCCAACUCUUUUGGGUUCGGUGGGCACAACUCAUCGAUCAUUUUUGCUCCGUACAAGUGAAAUAAGGGGUACUUCAACUUUGGUGUAUUAACGUGAAAGAUGAUCUAAAAUGGAACAAGAUUAGAUAACUCUAUGGGUAGGGAAAGGAGAAUAUGCCGAGUUCACAGAGAGGAAACUUCCCGUGAAGAUUCCUGUGCUUCUACCAUUUUCAGUAUUCUCUCCGCAUCAUUGUGGCUUGAUCCAUGUUGAUCCAUCGAAUACCAGUAACAGUGGCCUUAUUUAAUUUUUGUUCCAUGUAUAAGCAGACGGCUGAUCGUUGCUUUAACAGUCAAUUGUAAUGAAUUUUUGAGCUGGACAGUUGGCUAGGUUACACUAAUGUAAUGGUGGUUUUAUGAGCAUGCUUCUGCUUUGUUUCACAUGUUCUCUCAUCUGUACAAGUCCUAUAUAAUUAUCAGGAUAAAUGUUCCUAUAUGAUUAUCAGGAUAAAUGUUCAUAACCAAGAAGUUUUUGUCCGUC